AUGUCGCGGCAAGGCCCAAGUAAUGGGUCCUGGGUGCCCUCUACCGGGUACAGGAGGGAUUCCAUGAGAAGCAGUGCGAGCAUCGCGUCCGAUGUGGAAAUGGCGCAUGAUGAGAUGUUCUCCGGACCCAUGUCCGAGAGCGUGCCAUCAAGCAUUGCAUCCUUCGCCCAUCGUCGCCCCCGUCAAGACUCGACGGUCACUUUCACCUACCUCACGGAGGACGAAGACAACCUAGAACAAGGCGUCGAAGAAGCUGUGGGAUACGAUAGCGAUCUAGAGGAUGGGAUUUUGUUUAGUGACCAAGACGGCGUUGAGUCUGUUGUUUCAUUCUCAAAGCGCCACCGGCGAUCUACUGAAUCUGACGUAUCCGUCGAGCAUCCGCUUCUGGACAGGCAUGAAUCAACCCAGUCAUUUCUGGAACGGAAAAAAACUGGCAAUCGCAUCAGUCAGAAGAUAUAUAUUGCGACUGAGGACUUGACGGCAGUAAUCACAGGGUUUUGUACAAACACCUACGGUUUCGCACUAUACAUCGCUUUAUGCGUGAUGUCUUUGGGUGUUGGCUAUCUUGUCCUUCGUUGGAUACCGAAGUGGCGCCUACGAUUGAUAGGUACCCCCGCACCGCUCAGGGAUUGUCGAUGGGCUGCGAUUGAGGAUCAAUAUGGUCAAUUCAACAUUCACCGGGUCUCUAAGCAAGACUAUGGAUCUCCACUAUCCACCGUCAUUGAUGUGGCAUCACUCGGCAUCCGCUCUGAUAAUGACGAAGAAAAUGAUCCAAUCUUGACUCAUCUUAGGCUAUUAGAGUAUAGGUAUCUUCGUUUUGUGUAUAAUCCAGUGGAUGAUACAUUCCAGUCUGUUAGUGGCUGGAAAGAUCCUAUGUGGACGGAUACAAAACUUAUGCGGUCAGGUUUGGAUGCCGACGAGAGAGACAAUAGGGAACUUGUAUUCGGUCAAAAUUUGAUUGACGUGCAACAAAAGUCCACGCUUCAACUUCUGGUCGAUGAGGUGCUUCAUCCUUUCUAUAUCUUCCAGAUUGCGAGCUUGACCUUGUGGUCUAUGGAUGAAUAUUACUACUACGCGGUCUGCAUUUUCCUCAUCUCUAUCUUCAGUAUUACUGCAACCAUACUUGAAACACGCUCUACAAUGGCACGCCUGAAAGAAGUUUCCCAUUUUGAGUGCAAUGUACGAGUUCUUCGGAAUGGGUUUUGGCGGACGGUUACAUCGGUUGAUUUAGUUCCAGGUGACGUGUUUGAAGUCUCAGAUCCAUCUCUAACCCAGGUGCCAUGCGACUGCUUGCUGUUAUCUGGCGACUGCAUCAUCAACGAGAGUAUGCUUACAGGUGAAUCCGUUCCUGUAUCGAAGAUACCUGUUACAGAGGAUGUUCUCGAUUAUCUCGACCUCAAGGCCCCUUCUAUUCACCCCAUAGUGGCUAAGAAUUUUCUGUUUUACGGUACAAAAAUUAUUCGAGCGAGGCGGCCUCGUCAAUCCAACGAUGAUGUGGAAGCUGUUGCUCUCGGUGUUGCGUUACGCACGGGUUUCUCUACGACAAAAGGCUCCCUUGUUCGCUCAAUGCUCUUCCCUAAACCUUCCGGGUUCAAGUUCUAUCGAGAUUCGUUCCGGUAUAUAUCUGUGAUGGGAAUCAUUGCAAUGCUAGGGUUUACGGCAUCCUUCGUGAAUUUUAUUAGGCUUGGGCUUCCUUGGCAUAUUGUUGUGGUUAGGGCUCUGGAUCUCAUCACUAUUGUUGUUCCACCAGCCCUUCCAGCGACUUUGACUAUUGGAACGAAUUUCGCGUUAUCUAGGCUGAAAAAGCAGCAAAUAUACUGUAUCAGCCCUCAGAGGGUGAAUGUCGGAGGCAAGCUAGACGUUGUUUGUUUCGACAAGACGGGCACAUUAACAGAAGAUGGAUUAGAUGUGCUUGGUCUUCGAGUUGUUAACAAAGAUAGGAGUUUCAGCGACAUGUUCUCCAACCCGAACGAUCUGGUGUCGGCUGCUCGUUCUCAGCGAAGCCCUAACAUGGACUAUGACAAAUGUCGAGACAUAAUCUGCACAAUGGCCACUUGUCAUUCCCUUCGAGUCGUUGAUGGAGAACUUCUUGGUGACCCGUUGGACAUCAAGAUGUUUGAGUUCACGGGAUGGACAUUUGAAGAAGGUGGAAAUACCCAGGUCGAGCAACAAGAAAAUCCCACCGGCGAUACCAUCAUACCUUCAGUAGCAAGACCGCCAACUGGCAGUCACGACUUUCAAAAGAAUCAGGUCCCACUAGAACUAGGCGUUCUCCGCUCAUUCGAGUUCGUCUCACAACUUCGACGUACUAGUGUCAUUGUACGACAAUUUGGUGAAAAUGGAGCCAGCGUUUUCGUCAAAGGUGCUCCUGAGUGUAUGAAGGAGAUUUGCCAUGCUGAUACUCUUCCGCCUGAUUUCAAUGACCUGUUGAGCCACUAUACACAUAGGGGAUAUCGUGUUAUAGCCUGUGCUGCCAAAUAUGAGCCCAAGUUAAGUUGGAGGAAGAUACAAAAAAUAUCCAGAGAACAGGCAGAAUCUGGUCUCAGCUUCCUAGGCUUCAUUGUCUUUGAAAACAAAUUAAAGGAGACAACUACACCGGUCAUCACUGAGUUGAGAGAAGCCGGAAUACGCACUGUCAUGUGCACGGGAGAUAACAUCCUUACCGCCAUCAGUGUUGCUAGGGAAUGUGGUCUCAUAGAUCGAAACUCCCAAUGCUUCGUUCCUCAUCUUGAUAGCACUCAUCAUCUGGAUCCGAACGCAUCUUUGAAAUGGGAAAGUGUCGAUGACCCAACUGCAAAACUCGAUGAGAAGACUCUCAUGCCUGUGUGGAACUCGACAACGCACGACGUUUCGAUACCUCUGAAUAAGCUCAAUGCAAAUUCGUAUUCGUUGGCUGUUAGUGGAGACAUUUUCCGCUGGCUUAUCGAUUACGGCACCGAAGAUCUGAUAAAAAGAGUACUCGUCAAGGGUCAAGUAUUUGCUCGAAUGUCUCCUGAUGAGAAACAUGAGCUCGUUGAGAAGCUUCAAUCGUUGGAUUACUGCUGUGGAUUCUGUGGCGACGGAGCUAAUGACUGCGGCGCACUCAAAGCAGCGGAUGUUGGUAUAUCAUUGUCAGAUGCUGAAGCCUCAGUUGCUGCCCCUUUUACGAGCCGUGUAUUUGACAUAUCCUGUGUUCCAAGAUUGAUAAAGGAGGGCCGAGCUGCAUUGGUCACAAGCUUCUGCUGUUUCAAGUACAUGAGUCUUUAUUCCGCUAUACAGUUCACAUCUGUUAGCUUUUUGUAUACAUCUGCGUCUAACUUGGGAGACUUUCAGUAUCUGUAUAUUGACUUGGCCCUUAUAUUACCAAUUGCUAUUUUCAUGGGAUGGAACGAUCCGUUCCCAAUACUAUCUCGGAAACGGCCAACGGCUGAUCUCGUUUCUCGCAAGGUUUUGACGCCUCUGAUCGGUCAGAUAGUACUAGCAGUCCUGACACAGUUGGUGGUUGUUGAAACCGUUAGAACUAGACCUUGGUACAUACCCCCAAAGGUCGAUGUCGAAGACACCAACAUCGAGAACUCUGAAAAUACGUCACUGUUCCUUAUUUCAUGUUACCAAUACAUAUUGUCCAGUGUCGUUCUGAGUGUUGGACCACCAUUCAGACAGCAAAUCUACAAGAACGCUCCCUUCCUCGUCACAUUAUUCCUGACACUCGCACUUUCGACCUUCAUGUUGAGUGAAACAUCAGAGAUCAUCAUGACUGUCAUGCAAUUAACACCGAUCCCUUGGAGUUUCGAAUUCUUCCUUGUGAUACUGGCAAUAUCCAGCUUUGCAGCGUCGUGGGUCUCUGAGAACUAUGUUUUCCCUAGUCUCGCUCGUAUCAUAGGCCGCACAAUUGCUUUAGUCCGACCGAAGCAAGAGAAGAACCGCCGUCAAUAUAAAGUUCUUUUGGAACGGAUGCGGGCGUGA
This is a messenger RNA of Talaromyces marneffei, 3945 nucleotides long. RefSeq lists its product as uncharacterized. The transcript has 20 exons. Gene Ontology annotation, cellular component: membrane. The record is from RefSeq and is a predicted model, not a curated record. Bases 1 to 3945 code for a protein of 1314 amino acids. Gene Ontology annotation, molecular function: ATP binding; P-type ion transporter activity; ATPase-coupled monoatomic cation transmembrane transporter activity. NCBI's taxonomy places the organism in Eukaryota, Fungi, Ascomycota, Eurotiomycetes, Eurotiales, Trichocomaceae. Gene Ontology annotation, biological process: intracellular calcium ion homeostasis.